AUGCCUUCCGCUCACGGACACAGAUUAUACGUCAAGGGCCGACACCUGAGUUAUCAGCGUGGCAAGCGUAACACCAACCCCAACACCAGCCUGAUCAAGCUUGAGGGUGUCGAUGAUUCGAAGGCUGCCAGCUUCUACUUGGGCAAGAAGGUCGCAUUCGUUUACCGGGCAAAGCGCGAGGUGCAGGGAUCCAAGAUCAGAGUCAUCUGGGGCAAGGUCACCCGGCCACACGGCAACUCCGGCGUCGUCCGCGCUCAAUUCAGAAACAACCUCCCUCCCAAGUCCUUCGGUGCUUCCGUCAGAGUCAUGCUUUACCCUUCGUCCAUCUAG
Uncinocarpus reesii 1704 is the source of this 330-nucleotide messenger RNA. Its product is annotated as 60S ribosomal protein L33-A. The transcript is spliced from 5 exons. Bases 1 to 330 code for a protein of 109 amino acids. The record is from RefSeq and is a predicted model, not a curated record. Lineage: Eukaryota; Fungi; Ascomycota; Eurotiomycetes; Onygenales; Onygenaceae. Gene Ontology annotation, cellular component: ribosome; cytosolic large ribosomal subunit. Gene Ontology annotation, molecular function: structural constituent of ribosome. Gene Ontology annotation, biological process: ribosomal large subunit biogenesis; cytoplasmic translation.